This is a messenger RNA of Hymenoscyphus albidus, 1615 nucleotides long. The record is from the annotation of a GenBank genome assembly. Lineage: Eukaryota; Fungi; Ascomycota; Leotiomycetes; Helotiales; Helotiaceae.
CAGCGUGUAAGAAUACUCAUAUCCCACUUCCAUGACCCAACAUAAUUCUGCCUUCGCUCAACACCUACAAAAUGUCAGUCGAAACAAUCACCACUAUUUCCCCCAUCACCAAUAAGCCCGUGCUCACUCGCAAUGGCAUAUCGGCUUCCGACCUGGCUGCGCUUCCAACCGUUGCCACUGAAGCUUUCUUGAGCUUCCGUAAAACUUCUUUGGCAGAUAGACAAGCCAUUGUCAAGAAAGCGUUCAAGCUCCUGGAGUAUAAGCAAGAUGUUCUCGCAAAAGAACUCACGGAACAGAUGGGAAGGCCGAUUGCAUACACUGCCAAAGAAGUCACCACCGCUGUCAAGAGAGGAGAGUACCUUCUCAAGAUCAGCGAGGAGGCAUUGAAGGAUACAGACGGCGAGGCCGAGAAAGGGUUCAAACGUUUUAUCCGCAAAGUGCCAGUCGGUCCUGUUCUGAUUCUAUUUGCUUGGAACGUGAGUGUAGUAUCACGACUGUUCUCGGCUUGUCUAACUUCUCCAGUACCCCUAUCUAAUUUUGGUAAACUCCUUGAUUCCAGCACUCCUUGCCGGGAAUUCGGUCAUUCUGAAGCCCUCUCCACAAACGCCUACCAUCGUCGAACACAUUUUUUCAAUUUUCACGGAAGCUGGUCUACCUGAAAACGUUAUACAAUAUUUCCAUUGUGGUUCUCCGCUUAUCAUUGAGGCCAUCGUCAGAGAUCCCAAAGUUGCAUUAGUAUGCUUCACGGGAUCAGUAGCAGGUGGCCUGGCCGUUCAAACCGCCGCGGCGGAUCGAAUUGUGAACGUUGGACUAGAGCUUGGUGGCAAGGACCCCGCAUAUAUUAGAUCUGAUGUUGAUGUGGCAUGGGCAGCAGAGGAAAUUGUUGACGGUGCUGUGUUCAACUCGGGGCAAAGUUGUUGCAGUCUAGAACGUAUUUACGUUGACGAGAAGAUUCACGAUGCGUUUAUAGAAGCAGUACAAGCCGUUUUGAAGAACUACAAGCUCGGCGAUCCUUUCAAUAAAGAAACUCACGUUGGACCAGUCGUCUCCAAGCGAUCUAAGGAAGCGAUCGAGGCCCAUAUCAAAGAUGCUCUGGACAAGGGUGCCAAGGAUGCUACUCCUGAAAAUGCAUCCUUUGCUUCCCCUCCUCCAGAGGGAAAUUAUGUUAAGCCAACUUUGUUGACAAAUGUCGACCAUAAGAUGGUUGUCAUGACGGAGGAGACCUUUGGUCCUGUCAUCCCAGUCAUGAAAGUCAAUAGUGACGAAGAAGCCAUUCAGCUUAUGAACGAUAGCGAAUUUGGAUUAACCGCCUCUAUCUGGACUAAAGACACUAAAAAGGGAUCCGAGCUAGCGGAAUCGGUAGAUGCUGGAACGGUUUUCGUCAAUAGAUGCGAUUACCCAAGCCCGGUAAGCUUGUCCAGAUACGGCCUCUGGUCCAACUUGCGGGGAACGGCUACACGCUGAUCCCACUGUAACUUAUAUCUGCUAAUCUGUUUUGCAGGAUCUUGCAUGGACCGGGUGGAAAAAUUCCGGCAAAGGAGUCACUCUCAGUAAAUUCGGGUUUGACCAAUUCGUCAAGCUGAAGAACUUUCACGUCAAGGAUUAUCCCAAGUGA